Molecule: messenger RNA, 852 nt
Organism: Osmia bicornis bicornis
Lineage: Eukaryota; Metazoa; Arthropoda; Insecta; Hymenoptera; Megachilidae
Product: myb/SANT-like DNA-binding domain-containing protein 3
Exons: 2
Coding region: 1-852 (283 amino acids)
Source: RefSeq, a predicted model, not a curated record
AUGACCAGUAAGAAACAUUUUACCGAAAUCGACAAAAAUACAUUCGUGGCAAUAUUAAAAAACUUUGCGCACAUAGUAGAAUAUAAAAAAAGUGACAGUUCCAGUCUGAGGAAUAAAGAAGAAGCGUGGCAGGAAAUCACGCAGCAAUAUAACAUGUCGGCUGUGAUUUCAUGCAAGAGGAAUACUGUACAACUGAAAAAGAUGUGGAGUAAUAUGAAAGCUGCGCAACGAAGCGCGAUCAUGAGGGAAAGGCAAUCCCGAAUGGCAACAGGGGGAGGAUCGGCAGAACCGGCAGCCGAAAUAAACCCUGAAAUAGCGGAGAUCGUACCAUCAUUAAUGCAGAAUGCACCAAGUAUUUUAUCUUCCAAUAACACAGAGGAAGAGUUGGCGAACAGACGCGAAGCAAUAUUUCGUGGAGUUUAUAUUUUGGACGAUGUUGAAGUGGAUGAUAAUCCAAUUUGUAUAGAUACGAGUCAGGGAAGUACAAACGUUACACCGGAAGCUACUGAUGAGGGUCGUGAAGAAGAAAAUUGUUAUCGGUCCCUACAAAGUAGAAAUGUAGAAAUUGAUCAAAUCGUGGACAGCGCGCUGCAGCGCAAACCGCAGAAAGCAGGCACUUCCACCGCUCCAAAGACGGAUUACGAUGAGAGGAGGUUGAAAUUCGAGCGUAUAAGACGAACGAUGAAGAGUGAGGAAGAAUUGGCAGAUCUGAAACUGCGGCACGAGCAACGAAAAAAUGAAUUGGAAAUCGAAUUUUUAAAAACAAAAUAUGAUUUCGAAAUCCGUGCCGUAGCCGCAGCAGCAGAGAAAGCUGAAUUUGAAUUACAAGAACGGAAAGGUAAGAAACAUUAA